This is a messenger RNA of Tilletiaria anomala UBC 951, 1295 nucleotides long. RefSeq lists its product as uncharacterized. The record is from RefSeq and is a predicted model, not a curated record. Lineage: Eukaryota; Fungi; Basidiomycota; Exobasidiomycetes; Georgefischeriales; Tilletiariaceae. The transcript has a single exon. The coding region runs from base 308 to 799 and encodes 163 amino acids.
GGCCAAUAGCGUUAGUGCCGAGCAUGGUACCGAGAAUGUCUUAAGGAAAUGCAAAAUGCUCGGUUCGACGCGAAUGACCACCAAGUCAAUGGCCUGGGGUGCUCUACCUUUUAAGCUACUACUGUUAUUUGGAUGUGGAUCCUCACAGCGUUUACAGGUGCAUACCGAUAGUGUGCGAUGAGUGUGGUUUGCAGCCACGAUGACCCGGCUCUCUUUGCAACACAAAUUGAUCUGCAAUGGUGCCCCCACCUCGCGAACGGGAAUGAUGGAGGACACAUGGAGGAAAUGAGGGAGAUGGAGGCUUAGCAUGUUGUGUCUGGAAUCCUGCAGCAGCCAGUUAAGCCCAAUAGUUUGGACUCUUGGUGCAAGAGUCGUCACGGUUAUUUUUAGAAUUAUCGAGGGUGCAGCGUGUGUGAAAGAGGAGAAAUGUGGUGCAAGUGCUGUGAAGGUUGAGAGCACUUGCCCUGGUGUGCUGGGCCAAAUGUCAUUCUUAAUGACAGCGUCAUGGUCUCCGGAUGUGGUAGAGGAUAGUUCAGCCGAAUCCCUUGCAUCCAUGUUAGACAACAAGCAGUUGCUUUUGUCUCAUCUUCUUUACUGCUCUCCGCUCCGGUCCUUGCGCAACAUGUCUUCGACAUAUCGUCUCUGUCACUUGCGCAAGUCUCCUUGGGACUAUUUUUCAAGUGCUCGUGAACUAAAUAUCGGAGUAAUCAAUCAGAAGGGAUCAAGAACACCAUGGUAUGGUAGAUUGUGUAAAGCGGCCGCAGGUAAUGAAACCAUCGGUGCGACUAGGUGUGUAUAAUGGCGGCGCUGUCAAUAGUACGGUGCGAAAUGUGUUGCAGCGGGCCUUGCGUAUGGUAUUCGAAAUGACCGCUGCGAAUUCCCGUUGCUUGACAUGCAAAGACCUUGUGCAAAGGGCUCUGAGUUGUCGUUGGGUGACUCCAACGAUGCAUAUUUCCCCUGCGUCAUGCUUCUACCUGAGUAGCAUUGAACCAAUACUUCUAACAGGCAUCGCUCUCACUCUCGCUUCUUGUCUCUCUUUCCCCUCUGCCGUUCAGCCUUGACCGGAAGUGUCUCGCAUAUAACAUCCACAUUUCCUGCUUUGGUAGCAUUUUAUCGCGUAAACUCCUUACCAUCGACAGAAGGACCACUUUGACCUCUUGACCCUGAUCCUCCGCAGUCCAAUGCAUUGGUAAAGGCGGUGCCGCACGGUCCAGCAAGGGGGUGGAAUUGGAAUAAAAAGAAGAGCAUUUGCAUGUAUUUCACUCCUGAAUGGAGAGAGGAAAGGCUUGCUCAGA